Molecule: messenger RNA, 1843 nt
Organism: Schizosaccharomyces cryophilus OY26
Lineage: Eukaryota; Fungi; Ascomycota; Schizosaccharomycetes; Schizosaccharomycetales; Schizosaccharomycetaceae
Product: notchless-like protein
Exons: 4
Coding region: 64-1572 (502 amino acids)
Biological process (GO): ribosomal large subunit assembly
Cellular component (GO): nucleolus
Molecular function (GO): protein binding
Source: RefSeq, a predicted model, not a curated record
UGAAUUCUCUAAAAAAAACCUGUUACCACAGCCAAAUUUCAUUUUGCUUAGAAAGGCUGUAAAAUGGCGACUUUACUCCCUCCUAAAGGAAAAAAACAAAAACGGGAAGAACAAAACCCUACUCCUUUUGAAAUUCCUGAAAAGUUUCCGCUUGUAAAUGUUCAAUUUCAAGCUUCAGAUGGAAGUCAUGAACUUCCUUCUCUUUUGGUCCCUGGGAACAGUUCAGCUCGUCAGUUAGAUAUCCUUUUAAAUCAAUUACUUGGCUCUCCUGAGGAUCCUGUUCCUUACACUUUUGCUUUAAAACACGACGAUGAUACUGUGGAGAUUCCUGAUAAUCUUUAUACUACCGUGUUCCAUAGCGGGCUUAUGAAAACCGAAGAUAAUCUAACCUUGUUAUACACCCCUCAAGCAGUUUUCCGAGUUCGCGCAAUUACUCGAUGUGCAGCUUCAAUGAACGGACAUGAUGGCACCAUCAUUUCUGCACAGUUUUCUCCAAGCUCUAGCUCUCGUUUGGUUACUGGAAGCGGUGAUUGCACAGCCAGACUAUGGGAUUGUGAUACUCAAACCCCAAUUUCUACUCUGAAAGGACAUCAUAAUUGGGUUUCUUGUAUUUCAUGGGCUCCUGAUGCUUCCGUUAUUGCUACUGGAAGCAUGGAUAAUACAAUUCGUCUUUGGGAACCCAAGAAAGGUGCUUCUCUUGGUGAUGCACUUCGUCGUCAUACCAAGCCAAUUAUGGCUCUUUGUUGGCAACCUCUUCACUUAAGUCCUGACUCUGGACCAUAUUUACUCGCCUCUGGGUCUAAAGACAAUACCAUCCGUGUUUGGAACACCAAACUUAGAACCCUAGUUUAUACACUCUCUGGUCAUACUGCCCCCAUCACGUGUGUAAAGUGGGGUGGACAAAACUGGAUUUAUUCUUCUUCGUAUGACAAAACCAUUCGUAUAUGGGAUGCAAAGGACGGAAAAUGUUUGCACAUUUUGAAGGGACAUGCUGCUCGUGUAAAUCAUCUUUCUUUGUCUACAGAACAUGUUUUGCGCUCGGGCGCUUAUGAUCAUACUGAUUUCAAGCCAAAAAACUUCCGCGAGGAACGUGAUAAAGCAAAAGAAAGAUAUGAUAUUUGUGUAAAACAGUCCGGAGAACGUCUUGUUUCUGCGAGUGAUGACUUACAAUUAAUGUUAUGGGAUCCUUAUAAGACUACUAAGCCUGUUGCUAAAAUGCACGGUCACCAGAAAGUUGUAAAUUAUGCAUCGUUUUCUCCCGACGGUCGUCAUAUAGCAACUGCCAGUUUCGACAGCUCGGUACGAUUGUGGGAUGCUAAAACAGGGAAAUUUCUUGCUACACUACGUGGACAUGUUGCUUCUGUGUACCAGUGUGCUUGGUCUACCGAUUCCAGAUUAUUAGUUAGCUCCUCCCAAGACACGACGUUGAAGGUUUGGGACAUCCGUACGAAAAAGUUGAAGUUUGAUUUACCAGGUCAUCUUGACCAGGUUUUUGCCGUUGAUUGGUCUCCUGAUGGACAACGGGUAGCCUCUGGAGGUGCUGACAAAGCUGUACGGAUAUGGACUCACUAAAAAAAUAAAUAGGGUACAAAGUGUCAAUCUUUAGUUUCGCUAAUUAAUUAAGGGAUUUUUGGACAUAGUUUUUAGAAAAGUAAUGAUAAAGGUUAUUAUCAUUGGCUUAAACUGUUUUAAUACUACAUUUAUGCAGACUGGCUUACCAUCUCAUGUUCGCUUUUGAAAGGGAGACCAAGAAAUAUUUAAAACAAGUUCACAUUAUAUAUAAAUUAUGCAUAGAUAUAGUACUAUAACAUAUAAUUAAUCUCAUAAACAAUCGUUACUGAAA